AUGCAGAGCGACGACUCCAAGAAGCCCCCCAAGCGGCCGCGAGGCGAGGACAGCCCCCGAACCCCGGCCCGCGCCCCUCCCGCCGCCGCCGGCGAGGGCUCUCCGGGCCCCGCGCUGCCCCCCGACCAUCGGGAGUGGGACGCGGAGCAGGUGUGCCGGUACCUCCGCCGCUGCGGCUUCGGGGAGCCCGCGCUGCUCAGGCGCUUCCAAGAAAGUCAAAUCACGGGUUCAGAUCUGCACCUUAUUGAUGAGACUCGUCUUGAAGGUCUUGGAGUAAGUUCCUUGGAAAAGAGAAGCGAGCUGAUAAAAAUUUUGCAACAACUGAAUCAGUAUACUGAUAUAAUGAAGGUGAUUAACGAUCCUGUCCAUGGCCACAUUGAACUGCACCCUCUACUCAUCCGAAUCAUUGACACACCUCAAUUUCAGCGGCUUCGAUAUAUUAAACAGUUGGGAGCCGGUUACUAUGUUUUUCCAGGAGCUUCACACAAUCGAUUUGAACAUAGUCUAGGUGUAGGGUAUCUUGCAGGUUGUCUAGUUCGUGCAUUGCAUGAAAAACAGCCAGAGCUGCAGAUAAGUCAACGAGAUAUACUCUGUGUUCAGAUUGCUGGGCUUUGUCAUGAUCUUGGUCAUGGUCCAUUUUCUCAUAUGUUUGAUGGAAGAUUUAUUCCACUUGCUCGUCCAGGUGUGAAGUGGACGCAUGAACAGGGCUCAGUUAAGAUGUUUGAUCACUUAAUAAAUUCCAAUGGACUCAAAGAUGUUAUGAAACACUAUGGUCUUGUCCCUGAAGAAGAUAUUUGCUUUAUCAAGGAACAGAUUAUAGGACCACUGAAUAAACAAGUGGAGCCGACUUCUUGGCCAUAUGAAGGGCGUCCUAAAGAGAAAAGCUUCCUUUAUGAAAUAGUGGCUAAUAAAAAAAAUGGCAUUGAUGUGGACAAAUGGGAUUAUUUUGCUAGGGACUGCCAUCAUCUUGGAAUCAAAAAUAGUUUUGAUUAUCAACGCUAUAUUAAGUUUGCCCGUGUCUGUGAAGUAGAGGGUACAAGGCAUAUUUGUACUAGAGAGAAGGAGGUUGGGAAUCUCUAUGACAUGUUCCACACUCGCAAUGCUUUGCAUCGCAGAGCUUAUCAGCACAAAAUCAGUAACAUCAUUGAUACAAUGAUUACUGAUGCUUUACUCAAAGCAGACUGCUGCAUAGAGAUUACAGGUUCUGAAGGGAAAAAGUACCACAUUUCUACAGCAAUUGAUGACAUGGAAGCUUUCUCUAAGUUAACAGAUACUAUUUAUCACCAGAUUCUGUACUCUAAUGAUCCCAAUAUGAAGGCAGCACAAGAUAUUUUAAAAAAAAUUGAAUGUCGUGAAUUGUACAAGUAUGUGGGUGAGACUCAGCCAAAGGUUCUGAUUCAGAGGGAAGAAUUUAAAAGCCUUCCAAAAGAUGUUGCUGCUGCUAAACCUGAGGGAAUAGAGCUAGAAGUUGAACUAAACGCUGAAGAUUUUAUAGUGGAUGUUAUCAACAUGGAUUAUGGGAUGCAAGACAAGAAUCCAAUUGAUUGCGUUGAUUUCUAUUGUAAGAGUGACUAUAAUAAAGCCAUAAAGAUUUCGAAAAAUCAGGUUUCACAGCUUUUGCCAGUUAUAUUUGCAGAGCAGCUGAUUCGUGUAUACUGCAGAAAGACAGAUGGAAAAAGUUUAUAUUCGGCACAGCAAUAUUUUGUUCAGUGGUGCUCACAGAAAAAUUUUAGCAAACCACGGGAUGGCGAUGUGGUUGCUCCCCUUAUAACACCUCAAAAACGGGAGUGGAAUGUCUCAGAUUUAUCCCAGAGUCCCGCUGAAAAACGGGAAUCAUCUGUCAGAACACGGCUGGUUUUCAAAUAACGUAGUAUGGAUGUCUGCAAUCAGUGUUUACAGAAACCCUCUCCCUGCUUCCAAAUUUGGUCAUCAAGUUCUACAAAUUUAAUAACUCAUUACUUUCAUUUUGCAUUUUGGAUACUGAACCUAAGAAAUUUUUUUCAAGGAGCUGUGUUUGAAGCUGUGUCCUGCUUCGAAUGCUAUUUGGCAAUAUUCCUAUACAUUAUUUUGUCAAUUUUUAAUACUAACAAAUGUCUUUCUUUUUUAGCAUUCUAUUUUCUUAGAAUAACAAUUAUUUUAUAUACACUUAACUGUUAAAACUUACGAUUUUUGUUUUGUUUUAUUUUGCUUUUUGUUUUUAAUUUGGAAAUGAGAUGAGGCUCAACACUGAAAACAAAUUCUUGCCAGAAUAUAGUACAGCGGGUAAAGCACUUCCUUUGCACAUCG
Messenger RNA from Suncus etruscus (white-toothed pygmy shrew), 2286 nucleotides. It is a transcript of the gene SAMHD1, whose product is annotated as SAM and HD domain containing deoxynucleoside triphosphate triphosphohydrolase 1. The transcript is spliced from 16 exons. Gene Ontology annotation, cellular component: nucleus. NCBI's taxonomy places the organism in Eukaryota, Metazoa, Chordata, Mammalia, Eulipotyphla, Soricidae. Gene Ontology annotation, molecular function: dGTPase activity; protein binding. Gene Ontology annotation, biological process: regulation of innate immune response; dGTP catabolic process; defense response to virus. Bases 1 to 1866 code for a protein of 621 amino acids. The record is from RefSeq and is a predicted model, not a curated record.